Messenger RNA from Neoarthrinium moseri, 2289 nucleotides. RefSeq lists its product as uncharacterized. Bases 1 to 2289 code for a protein of 762 amino acids. Gene Ontology annotation, biological process: carbohydrate metabolic process. Lineage: Eukaryota; Fungi; Ascomycota; Sordariomycetes; Amphisphaeriales; Apiosporaceae. The transcript is spliced from 5 exons. The record is from RefSeq and is a predicted model, not a curated record.
AUGUCCGAUGGCAUUGAUGCGAAAGGCUCCAUGGGCGUGCCUGCCCUGCCAGCCACCGUGCACCUCCUCCAGAGGGUUGCACUGCAGGAAUCCUGCAGUCUAGCGGCAUCACGCCGGCCAUACAUAUUCAGGGCAAGGCACCCGCUCGUCUUGAUCCUGUGCCUGAUUGCUUCUUCCCUUUGGACGUUUCUCCACGUGCUGGCUCCUACGGGCCUUGUGUCGAAGGCGAGUGACAAUGAUAGUCCCAGCUGGCAUCAGUAUGUCCGCGCGCCGCCCAGCCGAUUCGUGACCCCAAAGGCCAUCCUGCCGCAAUACUCGAAAGGGAACGUGACUAAUCCGGAGGGCAUAAUCAAUAACCGGAGUCCGGCCCACUUGACCCGCCAGAAUAGCCCGGAUGAGAUUCCGACCAUCGUUGUCGACUUCGGCCAGAAUGUGGUCGGGCUUUUGACAAUCACAUUUGCAGACUCGACGAGUUAUGCCCAGGGGUACCCAGGGCUUCGGCUGAGCUUCUCGGAGACUCUGGAGUUCCUGACGAACAGGAGCGACUUCACGAGGUCGGACAAUGCCCCGACGCCGGAACUCAAGAUUGUGCCUGAUGGAACUGACCAGAUUGCCGUUCGACCUCAAGCUUACACAUGGCUGGAUCAGUGGGGGUGUGAGUACGAUAAUCAAGUCUGUUCAGACGGCUUGCACGGAUUUCGAUAUGUCAAGAUUCAGUUGGAUGCGCUUCCGAGCGACGCGCCGUAUACCUCAAGCGUCGGAUCUGUCGCAAUAGCCUCCGUUGGUCUUCAAUGGUCAGGAUAUCUAGGGACUCCCGAUACCUUCACCGGUUGGUUCGAGUGCUCAGAUCCAAACAUCACCCAAUGGUGGUAUGACGGGGCAUAUACCACGGAGACGAACAUUGACAUCUUCCGAGCCAACGACACGGAGCCUCGAUAUGCCACAAGUCCAUCGCUUCUAGAUAAGGUGGUUCUGCAUGACGGUGCAAAACGGGAUCGUGAUCCAUACAUGGGAGAUCUAGCUGUGGCAGGACUCACCAGCUACCUGACUCACGAUAUCUUCGAGGCUACGCGAAACGUUAUGGAAGACCUCGCACAGCAUCAGCGAAGUGACGGUUGGCUUCCUCCCGCGAGCAUCUUGGCCUUGUUUGAUUAUCCAUUGUGGUGGAUAUCCUGCAGCUGGGAGUACGUCUACUAUUCGGGGAAUCUAUCCUACAUAGAGUCGUACUACGCAAACAUGAAACUAUUGCUCGAAAGCUAUUACCCAUCACAUACGUCCACCAACACAUCGCUUCUGGUACGGCCUGAUGGAUAUGGGGAUUUCGCCUUCAUUCAAAGACCUGGAUCAGCAGCGUACUACAGCGCGUUAUACGUUUUGGCUCUCGACCGUGCUGCUGACCUUGCGGAGCUCCUCUCUCAGACCACAGACUCUGUGAGCUGGCGCCAGCGCGCCUCCGCAGUUUCCAAGUCCUUCGUCACAGAGCUCUGGGAUCCCACAGUCGACGCAUUCUUCGAUCGCAAGUGCGCUGGCAGCGGCUGCAAUGCGCAUGCCCAGGACGGAAACAGCCUGGCAGUGCUCGCCGGUAUCGUGGCGCCUAACUCGACAGCAGCUGCAUCGUUAUUGGCCUACUUGGGCGCUGCCAAUGCUCGUCCGUACGGCAACUCCUUCUACGACACGGGGGGUGAAGCGCUAGCUGGCGGUGAAGGCUACUCGCAACGGGUGUACGCGUUCAUGUCAUACUUUGAGCUUGCAGCGCGUUUCGAGGCGGGCCAGCCGUCCUCAGCUCUUGAGCAGAUUCGUCGGAUGUACGGCUGGAUGGCUGCACACGAACCAGGAGCUACAUUCUGGGAAGGCAUUGGUGCCGGGGGUGCGCCAUACGAGGAUGGAUUCACGAGCAUGGCCCAUGGCUGGAGCACGGGUAUCGUGCCGCUCAUGAGCAACUAUGUUCUGGGCGUCAAGCCGCUCAAACCCGGGUUCGCCGAAUGGACCGUUCAGCCCAGUCCAGGCGACUUGACCUGGGCACGAGGCGUCGUACCUACCCCGAAUGGUGCGAUUAGUGUAUCAUGGGUCAUUGAUGAGAGCACGGGUGGUAUUACCAUCUGUGUCGACGCGCCACCACAGACACAGGGCAUAGUGGGAGUCCUACAUACAGCAUUCGAGGCGAGCGAGGUGGUGGUUAACGGGCAGGUUAUUUGGGAUGGCAAGAGUACUGAUUCCCAGAGAGCUACUUUGAUGGAUGGCAUGAUACAAGUUAGAGUAGAGGGCGCAAGCGGGGGUACCGGAUGCUAG